AUACUCUUUUUUGUACAUCUCUAAGUAGUUUUUGUAAUGGUAAAACAAUAUUAAUUUUAAUAUUUAGCGCUGUGUGUUUGUAAUUUCUUACUGGUUGCACGAACGGCGUGACAUUUUGCUGCAUCGUUGCUAUGGUGCGCAAAUGUACACCACAAUCCGACAGUGACAAACAUAUACUUGAAGAGUAAAUGCAAUCGCUACAUCGCAAAAGCAAAGAAAAAAAAUAAAUAACGAAAAAGGAAAAAACAAAUAUAUGCGGAGAAAAUAGUUUUGUGAAAAUGGACGAUAUAGAAAUAGAAUAUCUAGACGAAUACAAAGACUUAGUUCUACCAGGCAUCAACACAACCAGCGAAAGACGCAUGCAACAAACGUUGAUUCGAGCGCCGAUCAACAGACGUAUAUCGUCCGAUUCAAGCGGUUCAUCGUCCAUAGAUCCAGAUAUUUUUCAGAAACUAUUUGACGGUAAAUUUCUUGACGACGAGUUAAUAACUGAAAGCGGUCCAAAUGCGAAGGGUAGUCCUCGGCGUCGGGUGAGCUCUUCAUCGAGCGACUGUAGCGAUGCUCUGGCUGCAUUGUACAAUCGACAAAGCAGCAAAGGCAAAGGCACAAGACGUGAUCGGCUCGAUUCAUAUGAUUCAAUUGAUGAUUUGGGUGAUGCAUUAAUGGGCCCAACCCACAAAUCGCUAUCAAAAUCAACAUCGUCGCAGGCAGCAGCAAGAAAGACUCUAAGUCAUAACGGCAUGGACAGGUCUAAAAUUACAAAUAACAAGUCCCAAUUAUCUGCAACAAAGCGCAAUAAUCCAGAAAGCUUUAAGCAUGAAAUGAGGCCUAAUGACAGAAGCAGCAGCAGUGGCUCCUCAAACCCGCCCAUGGUGCACAAAAAGAAAGCUGUAACCAUUAUAAAAGCUAAGAAACCAGACUUGAAGCCACCCAAACAUGAACCCAAAGAGGAUCCACUAAACUUGCGAGAAUUCUCUGAUAACACAGACAGCGAUUCAUCUUAUGAAUACGAAUCCGAUUUCUAUGGCUAUGGCGAUUCAGAUGAUGAUGAUGGCGAGGUAUCGAAGCAAGUUAUUGAUAUAUCAACGGAUAGCAGUACGGUGACAUCAUUGGCGGACACUGUGACACCUGUUGUUUCCGAAGACGAGAGCCUGAAGCAGCAGAAGCAACAAACACCAAAUGCCCAAAAUGACCGUCUUCAGGUGUAUCUAAAUAAUCUAAGUAGUGCCGAAACGCCACCAUCUAAGCAUAAAUAUACAAGCACCGCAAAGAAAUCGCACUCCCACGAAAAGCAGUCCAAUACAUUAGCACAAAAAGAUCAAGAUCAGGAUCAAAUUGAUCAGGUGCAGGAAAAGGCCGAGAAGCAACUUGACAGUCCCUCAAGCAGUAAAACUCAACCGAACUACUGCAAUGAGAUGGACAAUGUAUCUCCAGCUGAUUAUGUUGAUGUUAACUUAACCUACGAAACAGUAGAACGUUUAAGCCUCAAUCUUGCCGAGGAAAUCAUUAGUAUUGAUGCUGAGCGCUCCAAGGAGUUCGAACGUCGUUCUGCUUCCAAGACGCGCAGCUUAUCUUCUUCAAAGAAAGUGACUCAGCCAACAGUUAGGUCGUCGCUCUCCAAAAGCCAUAUACGCAAACUCACCUACUCUAACGAAAAGUUAGAUGAGAAAUAUCCGCUAAUGCACACACUUCGUCGGGUCAAAAGUUGUGGUGGCUUCCCGAAACGUGAUCUGGAAAGACAACCAAAGAACAGGGCUGCAACCACAGAGAUACAACUCACGAAUGAACCAUCAUCGUCACCGAAAAAUCUUGUGGAAGCACCUAAAGAGCAAGAGCCAAAAGUCGAAAUUGAAACGAAACCCCAACAGGAGAAGGUAGUAAAACGUGGGCGUGGUCGACCGAGAAAGAACAAAGCAGAGCCAGCUAAGCCUAAUCUGUCACAAAAUCCCAAUCUAACUGUCAGUGUAGAGGAAAAAGUAAAUUCUGGGUGCACGAUUUCUGAAUCAAAGUCUUCGAACGAAACUUUGAAGGAAGCGCAACACGAGUUGAAAAUAAAUGACAAAGCAAAAAUCAUAGAAACAAAUAUUGAUUCAACUUCUGCAACAAACGAAGGCAAUAAAAUUGAAUUUAAAGCUACUCAAAUGGAGGCUGAUCAUGAAAAAGAUAACUCAGAACGGACAAGUGCUGGGAUGUGUCUGAAUAUAGACGGUGCGCUAAAUAAUGCGAAACCAUGUGGAAACGAAGGGGAAAAGGAAACUGCAACCUUGAGUAAAGAAGAAGCAAAUGAAAAUAUAAAAAAGUCGAGCGCUCCGAAAAUUAACGAAAUUGAUAUACACAAUCGAGGAAAAGUAGGCCGAGACUGUCGAGAUGAAAUUGAAAUCCCAGAUGACAACAAAAUAAAUUCGACUGAUAUAUCAAAAAAGAAUAUUAACAGUUCGGUUGUAGACAAAAAAGAUAACGAGCAGGAAACUGAUAGACCGGAUGAUGACAAAAUGGAAAAAGUUGAUAAAGACGCAACUCAAAUAAUGAAUCCUGAGGCAUAUUGUGAGAAAAGUGAUAAGGAAGUGACCGCAGAUGACGUUGAUAAACAACUAAGGUCAGAUUCAAACGUGGAUUUAGUCAAAAAGAAACGUCGCUCGGCAAACACAUCGAGAAGAAGCGAAAGUCGUAAUGCCAGACGAUCGCGUAGAAGUGAUGCUGAUUCCUCUGGAACUGCCGCACCUGCACCACGGCGCAGUAGUCCUCGGGUGACAGAAAAGUCACCAGCUGGAGGAACUCAAAAGGCUGAUAAAGAAAAAUCUAAAUCUCAUUCAAGCGCUAAACCCCCCAAAAAAUCCAAAGAAAUUAAUAUUGUGGACCCAAGUUCAGAAAACUUAAGUCAUAAAAAGUCUGCAAAGGGCAGACCGUCACACAGCUCCAAAUCAACAACAGCUAAAGCUAAAGACAAUUCCACAACGCAUAGGAAAUCGCGGAGUACAAAGUCUAAGCCAAAAAUCGAAGAGUCGCCACCCAGGCAGAUGGAGACUAUCGAAUCAAAUUUGGCCGCAAUGAUGGAAUCUGUAUCACUUCCAUCCGAUGGUGAUUCCAAUGAAGCAAAGACAAUUGAUAUUAAACAGAAUUCAGAAAAAGAUAUUGAUACUCCCACAUCUUCAGAUACUCACAUUAGAAUAGAUGGUAAGACUAUAGAAUCCUCAAGGGAGGCAGCAUUAACUCAAACAUUGUCCGAUCUCGAGCUACUUACAACAUUGGAUUUAAAUGAGAAUUCAACUUAUAGCGAGCAGCAACCAAAUAUUCCAGAUACCCCUUCAAUUCCAUCCAUUAAUACUACUGAAGAUCAAAAUGAUUUAUACAAAUCUCUUGAUUUGGAUAUUGUAGUCAAUAAGCAGGAAAACUUGUGCGAGGAGUCGGUCGUAGCUAAACAGCGUGCCGCAGUACCUCGUGGAUUAAGAGAUCUCCUGCAGGAAGCAGGAACUGAAAGACAACACGAGAGAGCAGGAAGUCGUGCCCGAUCCACGCGCUCCAGGGUGGGGACGCCCAUUCCUCCAAAGUCGAGAAAGACUAGGAUUAAGGAAACUAAAUCAUCUGAGACUCCAAAGAAAGAGCAGACUAAUGACAAACCAGAAACGAAAUCAGAUCACACUGCAACCUGCAGCGAAUUGCCUAUAGAGAAGCAAGAGAAUGAAGUUCCCAACUUAAAUCGAAGUGAAGCCAGUCAAAACAUCAGUUUUGAUGCAGUUGAGAAAGCCGUUGCUACGGAUCAAUCAGAACAUCCAACUGUAUGCAAUGAUAUUCGACAUGCAAUUGAAAAAGGUAAUCAGGCUUGUGAUCAGAGUACACCCAGCACUUGCUCCUCGAACAGUUCAUGUCGUAAGCUUCGCAUUCUAAUUAAGAAACCAGUGCCACGCUCUAAAAUCAAUUUUGGCCAACUUGAAAAUGUUGAGCAUGCAGACGAUGAGUUGGAAGAUCCCACAUAUCCAUCAGAUCAAUCAGUUUGCCAUGAUGUAGGAGAUAAAGCGACCGAGAGGGAGCCAUUGAAGAGCCUACCAGAAAAAAUCACUGGAGAGGAUCAACUAAAUCUCAAUGAGCAAGCAGAAAACGCAACACAUAUUACAGUAGAUCAGCAAAAAGAUCCAGCUACAGCCGAUACCAAAAUUAGUGAAGAGGACUCAGUUCUAAGGGAUGCUAAGGAUAAGCUAACUGACCAGGAGACGGCUAGCAUGAAACAGCAGCACAAUGAGAAGGAUGACGCAUUUGGGGAGGAGAAGAUAGCUGCUGAAGAGCGUCAACUUGAUAUGGCGAUAUCACAACAACCAGAGCAAGAGGCGUCUUCUCAGCUGGCAACUCCCAACGAACAGCAGCAUCAGCAAUCGGACCAAACAGCUGCUGAACCUAUGGAACAAUCAGCGGAUGAGCAGCCACGGACUACAGUUAACAUUGAUCAAUUAUGCGCAACGGAAACAACAGGUGUCAUGGAACAUGUCGAUGAGGAGGAGUGUACCGAUACUGGGAGCUCCAAUCAGAUGGAUGCCUCUGAACCAGAUGCCGCUAAGCGCAAACAAAUGUUGCAAGCGAAACAUGCGAGUCGCAGCAUUGCGAUGGCGCCACCAGCAGUACCCAAAUCGGAGCUAUCUAGUGGUAAAGGGGUCGUGCGACGUCCAGGAAGGCUCAUCAAGCUGAGUGAUCAGCCCAAGCAGAAGCGUCGAAAGUUGGCAGUAAUGCAGAGUUCUUUGGAGGACAAUAGUAAAAGUCAAUUAGACACACAGGUAUCGCCCUCUUCCACAAAUGAGGCUAUGGAGGAGCCAGGAGGCAAGGCCAGCGGCAAGCAUAUGCUAGCUGUCAACAUGAGAUCCCCGAUUAAACCAUCCCCACCAGGAGUCAGAAAGUUGGGAAAAACGUUAACAGCGACAAAGCUGAGCAAGAACGAUGAGGUGAACAAGACGCCGCCAAUUAAAUCUAGUUUAUCAGCAUUAUUGAGCGACGAUGACUCCAUGUCCAUCAAUAACACAGUAAUAAUAACGAAAACGCCAAUAACAAAUACGACGGAACCGUUCAAAAAGGUGGAAACGCCAGCAUCUCCUGCUGUUGGCAUCAACAUAUCCGUUUCAUUGCUGCCUGAUCCUAACAAUCAGACGAGUUCGCCGCCCAAGAAGACAAUGACUCAGGCAGAGACGGCAAAGAAGCUGAUGUCGCUUAGUGCGGCAGCCAAGAAGGAGGAAUCAUCUCCAAUAGCAAAACAAUCUGUAGCCUCGCCUAUCGCACCAAAUUUGCCUGUGCAGUCUGCUGAGGCUGGCAAAAAGAUGAAAGCCCGUAAGUCGGAAACAGAUAAGCGAACUCCAAAAACACCUUUAUCUCGAAUAGCAGGCAAAGCAGCUUCCAGCGCAGCCAAGAAGAGUCCAAAGCCAACAGAAGAAGCAAGUGAAAUGGCGAAAGCUAAAGAGCCAACAAAACCAGCUGCGAUUGUUAGUCCAAUAGUUAAUAGAAAAUCCUUGCCACAAACCCAUGCGAAAAAGCUGGACACACACACUAAUGAAAUAUCUGCAGCUCCGGUAGAAGCAGCUGGCAUCAAUGAGGGCAACGAGGCGAGCGAAUCCAUAGCUGCCGAAGAAUUAGUCGAAGCUCAGGACACGCAGAAAAAGGAUUCGCGAAAGUCUACGGGUCAGAAAUCGCUUAGAAAAUCCAAAUCCAAAUCCAAGGAAGUACUAGCGGUGGCAGAGGCAACGGAACCAGCAUCAUCAGAAUCUAUGCCAUUGGCAACAAAAGGCCCGUCGGAGUCGCGGGAUUCGUCGACUGAGCGUAAGAAGCGCAAACCGCGUGUGACAAAACAGACGAAAACUGUGACGCCGAUGACACGCGCCUGCAGCCAUGCCCGCUCUUUGGCUGCCACGCCCACACCGUCAACACAACGCAAUCCCUCCAACGAGCGACAGCCACUCACAAUGCCCCCACUCGUCCCACUGGCAUCAAAGCCACAACGACAAGCGCGCAAGAGUCUAAAACAGACCAAAGCCGAGGCGCAGGCGCAGAGUCGGGGUCAGGCUGAGUGCUCUGAGCCGGCGAAAGCUACACAGUCGCGGAAGCGCAAGCCUCCGGCCAAGUCUCUCGCAGGCGGAGCGAAACGCUUAAAGGAACAGCCAGCCAUGUCAGAGACAGCUGUUGCGUUCCCAGUGCGUAUCACAGCGGCUGCCCUUACUGCUAGUCGGACAUCAAUUGCCGAGCCAAUGGCAGCUGUACGGCCACUACCGCCUCUAGUACCAAUAAUGCCGGCAAAGCUAGUGCAGAAGGAAAAGGAUUUGCAGCUUCCGCCUCAGCCCUUGCCGCCAAAGCUGCGCAAGUUGCGAGUGCGUCUCAAUCGAUCCGUGAUACCCAAUUGGCUCAAGAGCCUGAAGCAAGCAGAGCAAGCCGCCCAGCGCUUGGAGCCUGCGACAGCUACAGCGCCGCCUAGUGCCACAACUGCAACAACAAGUGCAGCUCCAAAGCAAACAGAGCCUCUCAUCAGCAAAUCCCAGCCGGCUGCGCGUAGGCCACAAGUGAAAAUACCAAUUGUCAACUCUGUGCCGCUUCCAGUGCCUCUGCCAGUGCUGGAAGUGAAGCCGGAGCUGCCCGAAAUGGAGGAGGAACCACAAUCCAACAACAGUGCAGCCGCAGCACCAGCGCUGCACUUGGAAAUUGAUGUUCCAGUGCCAUCCAUAGCUCAAGUUGCGGCAAGUAUAUCAAGCAGCCAGACCCCCACCAGAGUGGAGCCAGCAGCGAUGGCGCAGCCGGGAAUGAAUAUGGCUAGCAGUGCGAUCAACGCUAUCAGCAGCCAUGCCAACACCGCCAUCGCACCCGCCCCUGCCCCUGCUCCUGCUCCUGCCCUUGCCCCUGCCCCUGCCCCUGCCCCCGCUAACACCAGCGGCACCACCAGCACCACCAGCUCAAUACCUCCAGCGAAUGUCAUCAGCGAUCAGAAUACGUUCGGCACAACGAAAAUGUUUUCGUUUUUGUAUCCAUCACGCUAUCAGCGCUCCUACAGCCAAGUUGGACUGGACUUUUGUUGCCCGAACCUGGACGGGCCGAUGCAGGCCAUUGAUCCGACGCGGCUGCACUCGAAAGCGGAGGUGCCGGUGCUAGAGUUGCCCCAGUAUAUGGUCAUAUCGACAAAGAUUAUCUCGAGGCAGGACAAGAACAUACCGCCAAAGGUGCGCGCCAAGCUGGAGCAGCUGGCGGCGGCCAGGGAUGCCGAAACCACCAGUGCCAUACCAACGGUGUUGCCAGCGGCGACAGCUGCCGUGGCCACGCCCCCAGUGCCAGCAGUGGCGAGCAGUGCGCCGCCAACCAUGAGCCAUGGAGAGACGGUUGCCAAGCAGCUACCUCCACAGAAUACAACCUUGGCCAAGAAUCCGCCGCCGGCAAAUGUUACACCUGCUGCUGCUAAUGCAGCUGCAGCACCGAAGAUACUCUCCUCGCCUCCGCCCUUAACUGCAAUCAGAUCAGCGAAGAAAUCAUUACCAUCAAGGGGCAUGCUGCAGUUGCCGCCGAUUUGUCCCACUGACAAGAUGCGCACGGAUCUGCAAUCUCGUGUGCAGCUCUUCGAUCAUGUGCUACAAGGCCUAUCCCGACGAGCUGCAGUGAUGAGUGUAUUGGAACGGCAACAAGUCAUCGAGAAUAUUGUGAAGACGAGCGCGCUGCUGCCGGUUGAUGUGGAGAUGGCCAUCAAACUGUUGGAGAGCUAUUCAUAUUGCUUGUAUGCAGUCAACAGUGCCAAUGCUACUAGGAAUCACGAACAACGUCAGCAGCAGCAGCAAUCGACAGCCGCAGCCAGCACAUCCAACUCCAGAGCGGCAGGUGUUGCUGCUGCUGCUCCUGCUGGUGCUCCUGCUCUUACUGCUAGUCCACAGCCGGGAGCCUCGAACAGCACGCCUGUUUACGAUGCAAGUAAUAAGAUUAUUGGCUAUCAGUAUAAAACUCCAAAUAUGUCCAUGAAAUCAUCGCGCGGUACAUUCGUCAAAGUGACACCAUCCUCAACAGCAGCUGGAUCAGGAGCAUCAUCACCCGCAGCAGGAACAGCAACACAGCAACGUGGACGUCAAAGUGCAGCCAGCGGCAAGGUAGCAAGCGUCAACUUGGUGUCACCCACAGUAGUGCCUACGCGCGUGGCAAAGAGAGUAGGGUCCGGUACCAUGAUUCCCUUUAAUCCAUCGCCAGCGCAAAAGACCUAUGCAGGGCGCUCCACGGCGGCGUCAGCCAGAAAAGCUGUCGCCACAGCGGACAAAGCGGCGCCCGUGGGCGUCGUCAAUGGAAUGCCCCAGCUGGGAGCGGUGCCACAGGCAGCGUUAGCCGAGGACAACAUGAAUCGUACCAAUCUGUUUAUUGUAAAUCAGUUGAUGUCGCAGCAGGAGGAGUGCAUAUUGCCCGAUGCAAUUGGUACAGUAGAAACUGCUGCUGCCGACAUCAAGGGUGAGCUUGAAGAUGCCGAAACAUUAACUUAAUUCAUACAAAUAUAUUAAGGAAAAGAGUAAUUAUAAAUACACCUAAAGUAUGAAAAGUAUUUUAAGCUACUUUACCAAAAGUAAGAUGAUGAAGCCCAUAUUUAGAAUACAAAUCAACAUAUGUAAAACAUUAAUUUCGGGCUGCAAAAGGCUUGUUAAAUUUCCACCUUUGCCUAUACUGCUAGUUUUUUUUAAAAUAAUAAUAAAAAAAAUCGCUAAGUGAGCGCAUAUGUUAUAAA
Molecule: messenger RNA, 8707 nt
Organism: Drosophila mojavensis
Lineage: Eukaryota; Metazoa; Arthropoda; Insecta; Diptera; Drosophilidae
Gene: Su(var)2-HP2
Product: proline-rich protein 36
Exons: 10
Coding region: 279-8468 (2729 amino acids)
Source: RefSeq, a predicted model, not a curated record